Messenger RNA from Camelus dromedarius (Arabian camel), 5001 nucleotides. It is a transcript of the gene MAPT, whose product is annotated as microtubule associated protein tau. The record is from RefSeq and is a predicted model, not a curated record. Gene Ontology annotation, biological process: microtubule cytoskeleton organization; neuron projection development. Gene Ontology annotation, molecular function: microtubule binding. Gene Ontology annotation, cellular component: neuron projection. NCBI's taxonomy places the organism in Eukaryota, Metazoa, Chordata, Mammalia, Artiodactyla, Camelidae.
CUCGCAUGGUCAGUAAAGGCAAAGAUGGAACUGGACCUGAUGACAAAAAAACCAAGGGGGCGGAUGGUAAACCUGGAACAAAGAUCGCCACAUCUCGGGGAGCGGCCCCUUCUGGGCAGAAGGGCCCUGCCAACGCCACCAGGAUUCCAGCAAAAACCACGCCCAGCCCGAAGACUCCGCCCGGCUCUGGUGAUUCUGGGAAAUCUGGGGACCGCAGUGGCUACAGCAGCCCAGGCUCCCCAGGCACUCCAGGCAGCCGCUCCCGCACCCCAUCCCUGCCAACCCCACCCACCCGGGAGCCCAAGAAGGUGGCAGUGGUCCGCACUCCACCCAAGUCGCCAUCUGCAGCCAAGAGCCGCCUGCAGGCUGCCCCUGGGCCCAUGCCAGACCUGAAGAAUGUCAGGUCCAAGAUCGGCUCCACCGAAAACCUGAAGCACCAGCCGGGAGGUGGGAAGGUGCAGAUAAUUAAUAAGAAGCUGGAUCUUAGCAACGUCCAGUCCAAGUGUGGCUCAAAGGAUAAUAUCAAACACGUGCCAGGAGGCGGCAGUGUGCAAAUAGUCUACAAACCAGUGGAUCUGAGCAAAGUGACCUCCAAAUGUGGCUCAUUAGGCAACAUUCAUCAUAAGCCAGGAGGUGGCCAGGUGGAGGUAAAAUCUGAGAAGCUGGACUUCAAGGAUAGAGUCCAGUCGAAGAUCGGGUCCCUGGAUAACAUCACCCACGUCCCUGGCGGAGGGCAUAAAAAGAUCGAAACCCACAAGCUGACCUUCCGCGAGAACGCCAAAGCCAAGACAGACCACGGGGCAGAGAUCGUGUACAAGUCGCCUGUGGUGUCGGGGGACACAUCUCCGCGGCACCUCAGCAAUGUCUCCUCCACCGGCAGCAUCGACCUGGUGGACUCGCCGCAGCUCGCCACGCUAGCCGACGAGGUGUCCGCCUCCCUGGCCAAGCAGGGUUUGUGAUCGGGCCCCCGGGGCGGUCAGUAAUCGUGGAGAGAAGAGAGUGAGAGAGUGUGGAAAAAAAAAAUAAUAAUGAUCUGGCCCUUCGCCCUCUGCCUUCCCCCAGCUGCUCCUCACAGAUCGGUUAAUCGGUUAAUCACUUAACCUGCUUUGUCGCUCAGCUCUGGCUCGGGACUUCCAAAUCAGUGAUGGGAAUAAGAGCAAAUUUCAUCUUUCCAAAUUGAUGGGUGGGCCAAUAAUAAUAAAAUAUUUUUAAGAACAUUUAAAAAGAUGGCCACACCCAGAAUUUCCUCGGGCAAUUACUUUUGAUUCUCUUUUUUUCCUCCUCUGAGUAGAAGAGGGAGGAGAGGCUCUGAAAGCUGCUUCUUGGGACUCUCAAGGGACUGGGGGCACCCCUCCUUGGGCCCCAUCCUGGGGGUGCCACAGAGGCAGCGGCGGCAACAAAGGACUUGAAACUUGGUGCGUUGGAGCCAUAGGCACAGGGCAACCUUUGGAGCAGGACAGGGUGGGGUGGAGAGGGCCCCGGAGAGGCUGCUGCAGGGGCCGGGCAGGGGGGGCGGGCAGGGGGAGGUGUUCAAGGAAGGGCAUAGGGGAGAGGCCCUGAGUUCUGCCUGGAAAGGCAGCAGAAAACAGACCAAGUGACCUCCCUUCCUGCAGCGGGUCAGUGCCACCCUCUGGAGGGCGGUCUGUGGGAGAGGGGCUCCAAUCCCCCCACGCCGUGAAGGGACAGUGAGCAGGAGGAGAAAGGUUGGCAGGAGUGGAUCACUUCCUCUGAGACCUACUGGAUAUCCUCUGAGUAGCACUCAAGUCCUGCUUGAGUGCUGGUGGCCUCUUCCUCCCUCCCUGCAGGGCGGGGUCCUAGGCUGACGGGCCUCCCUCCGCCCCACGGAAACCCUGUUUAUUGAGUUCUGAGGGUUGGAACUGCAGCCACGGUUUUGGCCACCUCACAGAUCUGGGACUUCAGGGCUAACCAGUUCUCUUUGUAAGGACUUGUGCCUCUUGGGAGAUAUCCGCCUCUUCCCAAGUUUGGGCCUCUGGCAUCUCUGGAGUGUGUGGGGGUCAGGGAGGUGAAUCCUGAGCCUCCCCUCUCUCCCACGGCCACCGCAGCCACCUGUCUGCCCCCGCCAUGCCUGUGUCUGCCGUGCGGAGCCCAGUCACUGCCUGUACCCCUCGUCACACUGUCCUGAGUUCCUAGCCUCACCACCCCUGCUUCUCAGUAACGGACAUUAUUUAGAUGCAGAGGCACUUACUCUAAACCAAGGGGGAGAGUAAAGUGGGAGGCAAAGUCCAGACAUAGUGGGGGAACCUCAGUCUCAGUCUAAGUUCCAAUCAUCCAGCUGGCGUGUCCCUGGCAAUGAACCUGAUGCCCUUACUCAGUCCCCCGCCCCAACCCCCCCAUCACAGGUGUGAGCCGGCCGGGGUGGUGGGGUGUGCAACGACCCUGGAUGUUUAUGCCCUGUUGACUUGGAGAGACUUUCCUCCCAGAGGCCUGGUCUCCUUCCUGUGCUGACUGCAGGUUGGCCAUCUUGGGUGCAAGAGAUGGCCUUGGCACAGGUAGGCAAGACCCCCAGGACAGGACUACACUCCCACCAUCCCCCACAGCUUAUGACUGCCAGCCUGUGAGAGCCCAGCUGCUGCUCAACCCCCAGUGCACAUAACCAGCCCUCCACACCACAAAAAGGGGAACGUGCCCCCUCGGAAAUGGUUCUCCCCCAAGUCCCAGCUGGAAGCAAUGCUGUCUGUCCUACUGGAGCAGCUGAACAUAUACAUAGAUGUCGCCCUCCCCUCCCCGUCUGCACCCUGUCGUGUUGUAGUCGGAUUUGUCUGUUUAUGCCUGGAUUCACCAGAGUGACUAUGAUAGUGAAAAGGAAAAAAAAAAGAAAAAAAGAAAAAAAAAAAAAAAAAAGGACGCAUGUAUCUUGAAAUGCUUGUAAAGAGGUUCUAACCCACCUUCAUGAGGUUCCUAGAUGUCUCUCACCGCCCCCUGGGACUUAGCUCCGGAAGGCCAGCGUGGCUCUCCCCGGUGGGGCCUCUCAAUUUUUGAAAGGCUUUCAUCAGCACCUGGGACCCAACAGAGACCAGACUGACAUCUGAGAACCCUCAGCUGAGAAGCAGGCCUGAAGCACGGGAGGACAGAAGCUACGGUGCCCCCUCCCCGCCCCCAGGGCUCCCCAUUGUCAGGCAGAGGCUGGUGUGUCUUAUGGCUGGCCUGGUUUGCAGCAUGAAGAUGGUGCUCUCUGGGCCCCACAGCCACACUGAGAGAGGGUCUUCUAGCUCCCUGCAUCAUGGGCGCCAGCUGUGGAAAGGUCUACAGCCCACCCCUCAGCCUGGGGUCCAGCUCCAAGCUCUCCCUCAGGAAGGAUGGCCCAGACCUCCUCACCUAAGGCUCUACGACCACAGCAGGGAUUGGGAUGGAUUGCCUGCCCUGGACCGGCUCCUGGGGCCUGAGCUGCCUGAACGAGGAAGGGUGACAAGUCAGGAGAUACCAUUUCCAAAGUCUUGGCCAGAGCCCCCACUGACCUUGCACCAGUCCCAUCUCCUGCCAUGGGGAAAGGGAAGCAGCCUUUGUAGAAAUCUGCUGUUUAAAAACAAAAAAUCAGCCUCAGGCCCAGUUCUGCCACAUCCAAUUUGGGUAUGGUUAAAGGCAACCCUGAAAGGUUGGGUGGUAGGAGUCCAGGGCUGAAGGCUUCAUUUGCCGCUAGAGCUUUCCAUGCAAGGGAUCAUCUGGGCCCAAACCUUCCCACUGUGAGGCUCUCCUCUGUCCUGAGACCCAGCUGCUUUUAGGAGGGUUCUGAGGAAGAGAAAGGAAAGGUGGUGUCAAGGUUUGGUAGCUGUUGAGAGAUGCGGCCCAUUACUGCCACCCAUUUCGGCUGCGUUUCUUCUUGCACCUCAUCCUGUGGUUUGUGCCCUGCUCUUCAGUACUUUGCGGUCUCUGGAGUCUCCCAUUGGGUGGGCUAUCUGGAUCAGCCUAAAGAUCACAGUUUAGGCUGAUCAGGUCAGUGCUGGCAGGGAGUUUGCAAAGGAAUGCUGCUGGCUUAUAACCUAAAAUGAGGACAAUCCCCCCAGGGCUGGGCACUUCCCCACCCCCUUUUCCUCCAGUGUCCCUUGGGUGGGCUAGAUAGGAUAUGCUAUAUACCCGGUUCCUUCACGCUCUCCACUCACUUUAGCCAUAGUUCCAUUUAAAUUGACUUCAAUGGUGAGACUGUAUCCUUUUGCAGUUGCUUGUUGAGCUCUGGGGGUGGGGUGGGGGGAGGACCCUGUAAGAUAGUUACCACUGGGCAAAGGGAGGGUCUCGGAGUGCAGCAGUUCCACUGGCAAUGCCAGUUCCAGUGGCCUUGCAACCCUUUUCAUGAUUUCAACCACAUGUGCUAGAGGUCCUUGGGAUUUCAGCUUUUCACUGACGGGUGCAACAGGCUGCCAGCUGGUUCCCAUCUCCUUCCCAGCCAGGUGCAGGCAGUGAGGCCUGUGGAGGAAUCUGGAGAUAUGGUUGCUCUGGCCCGCUGCCCCUUUGCAGGGUCCCAAGCCCACAAUCAUGCCUUCCAAAUAUGCUGGCAUCCUUUCCUCUAAGUCGUUGGCACCUCCAUGUCACCUUUCCCACCAGCUCUGGACACACAGCCAAUAAUUCUAGCAGCUGCCAAGAUCUCUUCACCCUUUUAUCUUUGUCCCUCAAGGAAAGCCAGGAGGUGGGGAUGAGGGCAGAGGUGGAGGUGGUCAUCAGCUUGUCCCAUCUACAGAUCUGUAGCUUCAAGAGACUUCUGGUUUCUCUUGAGCUUUGAAAAGGGUUACCCUGGGCACUGACCCAGGGUCUCACCUCCUAAUGGACUGAGCUCCGUGCAUUUGCAGUGUUGGGCAGGACAAUUUCUGGCACUUGCAAGUCCCAUGAUUUCUUUGGUAAUUUUGAGGGUGGGGGGAGGGACAUGAAACCAUCUUAGCUUAGCUUCCUGUCUGUGAAUGUCCAUAUGGUGUAUUGUGUGUUUUAACAAAUGAUUUACACUGUUGCUGUAUAAGUGAAUUUGGAAAUAAAGUUAUUACUCUGAUUAAAUAA